AUGAGUUAUCCUGUGCAGUUGACCCAAUCCCUCACCACCAAGUCUGGAAUCCCCAUCACAUUCGGUACCGGUACCGGAACCAAAUGGCAAUGGUUGAAGAAAGGCAGAGGUGAAGACCAUCAGGGUACCAUUGAUCAGAACUUGGUUGACUUGAUCUUGCUUGCAAUUGAAAGUGGAUUCAACCAUAUUGAUACUGCUGAGUUCUACACUACCCAGCCCGAAGUAGGAGCUGCUUUGGCUCAAACUGAUAAGAAGAGAGAGGACUUGUUUAUCACUACCAAGUACUCCCCUGGUCACAGUAAGUUUCCAGCUCUUUCCAAUGGGCCUAAGGAGUUCUUUAGAAAGGCAUUGAAGGAUUUAGGGACAUCAUACAUUGAUUUGGUGAUGAUCCACCAUCCCUUUUUCAAUGCUGAGAGCCCCAAUUCGUUUGGGUACAGCUUGGGAUCUGCUUGGAAGGAACUUGUGGAUUUGAAGAAGGAAGGACUCAUUAGAUACUUGGGUGUUUCUAAUUAUGGUGUGAAACAUUUAGAAGAAACUUUCGCUGCCGUGGACCAUAAUCCUGAAUAUUAUCCAAUCGUUGAUCAGAUUGAGUUCCAUCCUUACUUACAAAGUCAAAGUGUUGGGAUCCAUGAGUUUGCUGCUAAGCAUAAUAUAUUGAUUGAAGCUUAUGGACCCUUAACUCCGCUCUUUAGAUUAAAGAAGAAGAAUGAUGAAGGGAAAGAAGAAUUUCUUACUCACCCAUUACAAGAGCUAUUACCUGUGUUAAGCUCAAAGUAUUCUAAAACUGACGCCCAAAUCUUAUUACGGUACACUUAUCAGAAGGGAAUUUUACCUGUGACUACUUCAUCUCAACGUCAACGGUUGAUUGAUGCCUUGGAUGUAGUCAAUUUCGAACUUGAACAAAGUGAUAUUGAUGAAAUUGAUAAGGUGGGUGCUUCAUUCCACUACAGAGGAUUCUUUGAAGGAUUGUUUUAG
Lizanozyma spartinae is the source of this 975-nucleotide messenger RNA. RefSeq lists its product as uncharacterized. The transcript has a single exon. The record is from RefSeq and is a predicted model, not a curated record. Gene Ontology annotation, molecular function: oxidoreductase activity, acting on NAD(P)H as acceptor. The coding region runs from base 1 to 975 and encodes 324 amino acids. NCBI's taxonomy places the organism in Eukaryota, Fungi, Ascomycota, Pichiomycetes, Serinales, Debaryomycetaceae.